Molecule: messenger RNA, 2820 nt
Organism: Torulaspora globosa
Lineage: Eukaryota; Fungi; Ascomycota; Saccharomycetes; Saccharomycetales; Saccharomycetaceae
Gene: RPN2
Product: proteasome regulatory particle base subunit RPN2
Exons: 1
Coding region: 1-2820 (939 amino acids)
Biological process (GO): proteasome-mediated ubiquitin-dependent protein catabolic process; regulation of protein catabolic process
Cellular component (GO): nucleus; proteasome regulatory particle, base subcomplex; proteasome storage granule
Molecular function (GO): enzyme regulator activity
Source: RefSeq, a predicted model, not a curated record
AUGUCAUUGACUUCAGCGGAGCCCCUGUUGGCGCUGUUGAAAGAACAGGACGAUUCUGUUAAAAGUUAUGCAUUGAAAUCCAUCAAUGAUGUGGUCGAUGUGUUGUGGUCUGAGAUUUCUAAUGGAAUCGCUGAAAUCGAGGCGCUGUACGAUGAUGGAGCGUUUCCCGAUAGACAAAUGGCAGCACUGAUCGCCUCGAAGGUGUAUUACAACCUAGGAGAGUACGAGACCGCGGUAAGGUUUGCAUUAGCUGCUGGAGAUUGCUUUGAUAUGGACGAGAAAUCUCAAUAUGUUGAAACAAUAGUGUCUCAAAGUAUUGAAAUGUACAUUAGACAGUCCAAACAGCGUUAUGAGAGCCGGGAUGUUGAAGUCGAGGAUGAUGAGAAACUGAAGGCUGUUUUUGAGAGAAUGAUAUCAAAAUGCGUGAACGCUGGUGAAUUUAAGCUGGCACUAGGAAUCGCUCUGGAAGCUUUUAGACAAGAUUUAGUUGAAGAGAUUUUGCAUUCGAGGCUGGACCAGGACUCUGAAGCGAAUGCUCUGAAGCUGAUCAAUUAUGUGUUGACGGUAACUACGACAAUCAUCGGCAGUAGUGAGUUUAAAGCGAGCUUACUGAAGGCAUUAUUCGAUGUUGUGACUGAUAUGAAGUCCCCCGAUUACUUUACCGUUUCAAAGAUUGUGGUAAAUUUGAACGAUUCGUCAUUGGCUGUUAGGCUAUUCGAGAAUUUGAACCGCCAUGAAGAUAUUCAAGUAUCUUACCAAAUUGCAUUUGACCUUGUUUCUUCAGGCCCCCAGGAAUUGCUAGAUUCACUGUCGGACGAAUUGUCGGCAAAGGAUUACGACUCAAGAUUGCUAGACAUUUUAUCUGGCCUACCGACGUGCGACUACCAUAAUACUUUUCUGUUAAAAAAUAAAAACAUUGACAUUGGAUUAUUAAACAAGUGCAAAUCUUCCCUAGAUGGGAAGUUCUCAUUAUUCCAUACUGCCGUGAGUGUGGCAAAUGGGUUUAUGCAUGCCGGUACGACCGACAAUACAUUUAUAAAGACGAAUCUAACCUGGCUAGGCAAAGCUCAAAACUGGGCCAAAUUUACAGCAACGGCUUCAUUGGGUGUCAUCCAUAGGGGUAACCUUUCGGAUGGGAAGAAAAUAAUGGCACCCUAUUUGCCUGGGAGCCGGUCCACUUCUCGUUAUAUCAAGGGUGGCUCGUUAUACGCCCUGGGGUUGAUUUAUGCGGGGUUUGGUAGAGACAUCAUCGACUAUUUGAAGUCAAAUAUUGUUGAAAACAGUUCGGCUACCGGCGACGAAGACAUUGAUGUGUUGCUGCAUGGCGCUUCUUUAGGUAUCGGUCUUGCUGCAAUGGGUUCAGCAAGCAUAGAGGUGUAUGAGUCGUUAAAGGAGGUGCUGUAUAAUGAUUCUGCGGUCUCGGGUGAAGCUGCUGCAAUGGGUAUGGGGCUAACGAUGUUAGGAACUGGUAACGAGUCCGCCGUUCAUGACAUGUUGACUUAUGCACAGGAAACUCAGCAUGGUAAUAUCACGCGUGGUCUGGCGGUCGGCUUGUCCUUGAUCAGCUAUGGCCGUCAGGAGAAGGCUGACAGUUUAAUUUCAAGCAUGUCAGGUAGUGAAGAAGCGCUGCUGCGUUAUGGUGGAGCUUUUACUGUUGCUUUAGCUUAUGCAGGUACUGGAGACAAUAAGGCUGUUAAGAGGCUGCUUCACAUUGCAGUGUCCGAUUCUAAUGAUGAUGUUAGAAGAGCCGCUGUCAUUGCAUUAGGUUUUGUUCUAAUUCGCGAUUACACAACUGUUCCCCGUAUUGUUGAGCUACUGUCGAAAUCACACAACGCGCAUGUCAGAUGUGGUACGGCAUUCGCUCUUGGUAUCGCAUGCGCUGGUAGGGUACUGCCAUCCGCCAUCGAAGUCUUAGAACCUUUGACGAAGGAUCCUGUCGACUUCGUUCGUCAAGCGGCCAUGAUUGCUUUAUCCAUGAUCCUGAUACAGCAAACUGAUAAAUUAAACGCAAAGGUAUCCGAAAUUAAUCAGAAUUUCUUGAGCGUUGUAACAAACAAGCACCAAGAAGGGCUGGCAAAGUUUGGAGCUUGUGUGGCUCAAGGUAUCAUGAAUGCUGGUGGGCGAAAUGUAACAAUUCAUCUGGAGAAUACGGAAAUGGGAACUUUGGACACGAAAUCCAUCGUGGGACUGGCUAUGUUUUCACAGUUUUGGUAUUGGUUUCCGCUUGCACACUUCUUAUCCCUCUCUUUUACUCCAACUACCGUAAUUGGGGUUCGUGGAUCAGAUCUCAGUAUUCCUAAGUUUGAGCUUAAUUGUCACGCUAAGCAAGACAUUUUCGGCUAUCCAAAGAUGUAUGAGGAGGCAGCAGACAAGGAAGUUGAGAAGGUUGCUACAGCGGUUCUAUCGACCACAGCUAGGGCCAAAGCAAGAGCGAAGAAGACUAAGAAAGAAAAAGAUCAAAGUGAGGAUGAUAAAUCUUCGAGGGAUAGGGAAGAGGAUAAACAAGAGCCGACCAAAGAACGGGAUAAUAAAGACAAGGAGGACGAGCCUAAUAAAGUUAAAUACUCUGCCAAGCCUUACAAAGUCGAGAAUAUGUCCCGUAUACUGCCCCAGCAAGCCAGAUACAUCUCCUUUAACAAGGAUGAUCGUUUCAUCCCUAUCCGUAAGUUUAAAGGGGUGAACGACAUCAUGAUUGUGACUGAUAAAAGUCCUAAUGAGCCUGUAGAGCUGAUUGAAACCGUGAGGCAGACCAAAGACAUAAAUGCGCCUCUUCCUACCCCAUUCAAAGUGGAGGACGAUUUGAACUAUCCUAACGUAUAG